GUCAUCGAUUCCUCUCCAUACAUCGCUGCCAGAUUUGUAAUUAGUCUUCAAGGUUAAAUAUGUGGUACAUCUAUGGCGCCGGAGUUGUGACGACAGCGGCGGUGCUCUGGAUUGAAGCGGUGGCCACGAAAUUGACACCGGCGGAAUUUUUGAUAAAGGUGUUGAUGGUGACCAAAGUGGCAGCACCGAUUGUGACCAUUUGGCGGCAACGACGGUGGAGAAUAGUGGCGGUGGCGGCAGAUUUCGAUGAUGGUGGGCUUGCUGAGGAUGGAGACGCCGGUGUGGGAGGCCGUAGUGAGGGCGGAUGGCUAGAGACAGUCGGCGCAUGGCGAGAGGUGUUUUCCAUUUGCCGAUGCCCAAAUUUUCGGCUCACAGGCCUUGUGCAGUGUGCAUUAAAUGAAUUAUUAUAAUAGGGGUGUUUUUGUCCAAUGAAGCUAUUUUUGAUCCUACGAAACAUAUGUUCCAUUUAAACUCCUAAAUGUGCAAUUAAGUUUAUUAUUACUCCUAUUUGAGUAAUUUACUCAUGUUUGCAAAUGCAAGCGGAAGGUCUCCCUCAUUUGCCAGGUACAAAUUUUUGCCGUAUCAACAUGUAGCCAGUUUUUCCCUUGCUAUGGGAAUGAAGAAGCUUGUUUCUUGGCUUUGGAUUUUCUAAUCUCAAUCAAUAUUAAAGGUACAAAAGUGACCUGACAAAACUCUCCAUAGCCGUAUCCCUUAUGCUUGGAGCAAGGAUUGUGCCUAGAGUGGCGGCCGCUUCACUUAUGGUAUCUUAGAUGGUGACUACAACAUCAUAUGUUUUGGCCUUCGAUCUUUUGGUCUUGGAGGAAGAAGAUGAAGAGUUGAUGAUCUGGCCUCCUCUUAAGCCCGUUGCCAUGGAGGGAACGAGUGGUUUUGCUUUAAUUUCAUUUCAAAUUUUAUUUUUAUUUCGAUAGACUAGUUACUUUAUUUUCAGAUUGUUUGUGUAAGUGGCAAUCUUGAAUUGUUUAGUUUAGCUAUGAUCAGAAGUGUUUAGAUCUCUACAAUCAUUAAUUGCUUCGAAGUUUCUGUAUGUUUAGAGAAAAAUUUCGUUCAAUUUUGGGAGAACUUAUCUAUGCCUGAUCAGUUAUUCAAUUAUGUAGAAGACCUUUCGGUUAUUAUGAAUCCAAUAAAAUGGGGGGAAAAGUACAUAUAUACCCCUAUAGUAUAGGUGCAGGAACAAAUAUACCCCUGUUUUAUUUUUUGGAACAAAUAUACCCUUGAACUUUGAAAAAAGUUCAAAAAUAUCUCUCAUGUUUUUAUAAAGGAGCAAAUUAAUCCUUAUUGAAUUUAAAGUAAUAAAAUAAAUUUCCUAAAACGCCAAAAAAUUAAAAUUUCGAAAUUAAAAUAUAAAAAGAAUUAAAAG
Messenger RNA from Cuscuta epithymum, 1378 nucleotides. NCBI's taxonomy places the organism in Eukaryota, Viridiplantae, Streptophyta, Magnoliopsida, Solanales, Convolvulaceae. The record is from the annotation of a GenBank genome assembly.